This is a messenger RNA of Aspergillus luchuensis, 528 nucleotides long. RefSeq names its product Zn(II)2Cys6 transcription factor domain-containing protein. The record is from RefSeq and is a predicted model, not a curated record. The coding region runs from base 1 to 528 and encodes 175 amino acids. Gene Ontology annotation, molecular function: DNA-binding transcription factor activity, RNA polymerase II-specific; zinc ion binding. The transcript has 4 exons. Gene Ontology annotation, biological process: regulation of DNA-templated transcription. Lineage: Eukaryota; Fungi; Ascomycota; Eurotiomycetes; Eurotiales; Aspergillaceae.
AUGGUUCCUUCGCAGGCGAAAGGCUUGAGGAUCUUGGCUCCAGCUCCCGAUGCAAGGCCUUCUCGAGUGACAGACGUGGCUGUUAGGCCAGCCAAGAGAAUAUCGAAUGCGUGUGAUGCAUGUAAAAAACGAAAGACCAGAUGCCGUGGAGAUCACCCAUGCGAUAAAUGCACUCAAGCAGGUACAGAAUGCUUGUUUGCCAGAGGCGUCGACAGACGCAAAAAAUUUGCGUUGCACAAUACUGAGGAGGAGCUGAACGCGAUCCGGUUGCUUCUAGAUCAGUUGGUGGCCGCCUUCGACAGUGGUAAUAAGACAGAUAUUCAGCGGCUCAUCGACAUAGCAAGAAAUAAAUCGAAUACUAAGAAUGAUGCUAAGUUGCAUAAGUGGUGCAGCCUCCAGGACCUGCAAUCACAGCUUCGCUUCUACGAGCAGCUAACCCAUAAUUUAUCGGUGAAAUUCGGUACUGACGUUUCCAACUAUAUUGCACAUUCAUUGAAGAAUCCAUCAUUUGGAUCACUUCCCCCGUGA